Molecule: messenger RNA, 6196 nt
Organism: Porites lobata
Lineage: Eukaryota; Metazoa; Cnidaria; Anthozoa; Scleractinia; Poritidae
Source: the annotation of a GenBank genome assembly
AUGCCAUCUUUCUACUUUUUUCUCGGUUUUACAAUCCUACGCACGGUUUGUUUACAGUGGGCGAAUAGUAUCCAACCCGACGUAGAAACAAAUCUCGAUUUUGCCUCCAUUCCGGGUCAUUUGGAAGAGCUUGGCGCGAAGAACACAAAACGUUCUGUCAAAGUGAUUCAAAGUUUUCCAGACCCUGAAACAUUUUUCAGAACAUACGUGGACGGAAGUAAACCAGUUCUGAUCCAAAAUGGAGCAAAAAUGUCGUCGGCAUUUGAAAAGUGGACGGAUGAGUAUUUCUUGUCGCUUCCCGAAUCGAGCGAGCACAAAAUCCGGGCGGAACAAAGAAAGAAGGAGAAGAGAACAGUUCCUCCAGAGGAAAUGUCCUUUAGUGAUUUUGUCAAGACGUACACAGAAAAGGAUAUCUAUAUGGUCAGCAGUGUUCCUGAAUUUAUAAGGUGGGUUAUUGAAUUAAGUUUUGUUUACAAAUCAUUGUAAGCCUCGGUAUAAAAGAAGUUGAUUUAUGCGUUUUCACUAAGAUGAAUGACGAGCUAUUGUUGCACUCUGCUAAUAUAAUCGUUUACAGUUGACUGAUUUUGUAGUAAUAUUUUCUGUUUGGUUCCAAAAUAGCUUGUUAUUAAAGGAACCAUAUAGGGUCACUUCUGUAGGGUCACUUCUGUGCUAAAACUUAAGUUGGGCCAACUUUCUAAAGUUUAAGUCCAUGUCCAUCCUUACCAUCUGUAGCAAAAGCAAAUAGGAAGAGUUUCAAUGCCUACAGUUAGCCUAUAAAACAGCCGAUAUUUCGCGACGCUACCACUGGUUUCCCCGCGACUGAAUGACUUCUGAGAAACGAGCGCAGAAAUUCCAUACUGAUGACGCGUCACUAUCCAGAUCUGAAUACUGCCUUUGAUUGGUCGUGCCGCGUGAGAAGUUUGCUUCAGUCAAUCAGAAGCACUUCCCAGAUCUGGAUAGUAACACGUCAAUAGUAUGGAAUUCUCCGCUCGUUUCUCAGACAUCAUUUCGUGGGGAAACCAGUGGUAGAAAUGUCGGCUGUUUUCUCAGACUAAAAUAUAGUCUAAAAUAACAAAAGUGGACCAUUAUUUGUGGAUGUCAAAGCACUUUUUAGCUUUUUUGAAAGAUAGCCGAAAUAAAAGUUAGGCCACCGCUCAACCUCUCGUGGUACUAACUGUUAACAUAUCCCUCAGUUACGGGUUACAUAUACAAAACGAGAAAUUGACUUUUUUCACAGGGUGUUUUACGAUCCUAAGGGCUCCAAACGUCCUUUUCCAAAAACGCUAAGAUGCGAAAAUAAACCACCUCCGCAGUUUUGCCUCAUUGUUGGGUAGUUAUAGCACAAGAGCACUUUAAUUAGAAAAAAAACACUUAAGCUUUUUUCCACGUUACUUUGUUCAGUGUAUUCAUUUACGUUUGUAUUCAAUCAUGUGUGUAUUUCUAGCCUAGCAACUAGACAUAAGCGCAGUAAAAUAAUCCUUGAACAACAAUGAUUAUGGUCCAGAGAUGCAAGUAAGACCAAGUAAUGGCAAAUCUAGCAAAAAAUGGCCACGGGGUUGGCGUAAAUCCAAAUGGCAUGUUAUUGCACACAAAAGCAAAAAUGGCAAAUGUCUCGAAAAAAGAAGCAGAUUCCUCUGCAUGAAAUUUGCUGUGCUUGGCUUGGGGCAAAAGGCAGUAAUUACUUCUUUAUUUUUAUAUCAUGUAGGAAAGACAUAGUACUUCCUCCCCCUCUGUUGUGCAGAGAUAUCACAGAAGCGGACAUGAUAGCCGACGCGGUAAGUAAUAACCAGUUGAUAUCAGUGCAAUAUAACAAUAUGUAUAUAUAUAUGUAUCAUCCCAUAGCUGCCACCUGCCCAAGUGAUAUGGUCGUGCGCGUACGUAAGGUAUUGGCCAACAGGGGAUUACCGCGCGGCUGUAUAGUGUGACCAUUUGGACCAAGGGUAGCACUUAGCACUGAAAAGUGUAAGCGCUAUAUAAAUAUUUUAUUAUUUUAUUAUUUUUAUUAUAAUUUUAUUAUUAUUAUUAUUAUUAUUAUUUUUGUAUUUUUAUUAUUUUUUUUAAGGGUAAGGGAGCUUAAGGGGUUGGACCUCCGUUCGGAGCCUCUCCGUAUAAUUUUUUUGUUUAUCCCCCCGGACUUAUUGAACUCUUUCAGUGUUAUUGUCCUUCUUACAGUAUAUUCUCUCUUAUUACAGGUGAUGUGGUUUAGCAGUGGAGGAACCAAAUCUGUCUUACACCUUGACGAUGGACUUGAUAAUAUCAACUGUUUGUUCAGAGGGACUAAGGAACUAUUAUUUAUUGAUUACCAAAAGUACAAACACGUGGUACGCUAACUCAUUUAACAUCGUAUUUUAUAUACUACACUUACAAUACAUCCUCUAGAAUGGCCCGCUGAUAGCCAGAGGGAGGCGCUAUUUUGUCCAAUGGGCCAUUUCCGAGUUGCCCUAGCCUUUGUUUGAAAGCGAAGCUGAGUAAAUAAGUUUUAAUUCUCAUGCAAAUAAAAAUCAUUUUCCCAAGAAAGGUUUUCUCGGAAAUAGCCAAUUCCCCCUCCCACGUUGAGUACUUCUACCGAUCUAAAAUAACUUCCCAGCUCGUUCUGAUAUAGGCUUUCAAAAAAGUCCUUCGUUCGAUUCUUCGUCGCUUGGUUGACCGCUUCGCGGCCUAAAGAGUUCGCUCCGCUCGCUAAGAAACUCGUGAGGUCGACUUGUAGCAAGACUAGGGACCUUAAGCAAAGACGACGACGACGGCUGUUAAAACGUCGCUAAAAAAAUGAAUUUGCGUUCUUUGAAAGUUGAUCGGACGCCAUCUACCGUCGACGCCAUAAGUGGAUUUAGUUUGUUGUUGGUUCUCUUCUUUGAUUGCUCCGAGAGGUUUUUCUCCUUCCGGUUUUCCCAUCUCCCCCCCCCCCCCCCAGUCAAAAACCAACAGUUUCAAAUAGACCUGUCACGGUUUUCGACGCCAUCUUGACGAGUAGGCAAACGCGUGAGAAAUUACAGUGUUUGUAUGAGAAUCUAAUUUCGAAUAAUUUCCAUAAAAUCGCUGUUCUGAAAAAAAUAUGAUUUGUAAACUAAAGCUUCAUUCCUAAGGACUCUACUGAAAAAAAUUGAGGGCGUUACAUGCACUAAAAGACCUAGAACCACUUUUUAAAUUUGCUAUACAUUUGUCUGUAAGAAAGUCCCGGGAAAAAUUACAGACAAAUAUAUGGAAAAUCUAAAGCAACCCUCUGGAGAAAUUUAAGCACAGGUACGCCCCCCAAAUUUUUUAGGACAGUCCUUUACUUUGUAGCUUUAGUUUACAAUUGAUAUUUUUUUCAGAACAGCCGUUUUAUGGAAAUUAUUCGACAUUAGAUUUUCAUACAAACACGGUAAUUUCUCACGCGUUUGCCUACUCGUCAAGAUGGCGUCGAAAACCGUGACCAGGUCUAUUCCAAUUCAACCAGGAAUCAUGUAGACAAAGAAGCACUACGUGGAUGUGCUGCCUUUGAAUUCUUAUUUAUUGCUGUUUAUCUUCUAUUCACGCUACUGUCGAGUACUUUGCAUGACGAUGGUCUUAUACGAAGAUUUUGGAUUAAGAAAGUUGUUCAGAGUGGAUUUUAUUUCAGCUCUUCCUAGGACAUCUCAAAUUUAGAGAGGAAAUCAUUGAAAAAACUUGUUUUGAAAACAGAUUUUGGAUUGAUGAAGAAAUGUUAGACUCCUUAACGAUUUUCAUAAUUGAAUAAUUAUCAGUUCCCGGGUUGAUUACGAACAAAUGACCAGCUGCCAGUUGACUCGCCAGCUCAAUUUGGUGCGCCUCACCGGUAUCGCAGUGGUCAGGGUGUCGAAUCCCGGCAAGCAUAAGAUUUUUUCAGACUUUGUUUUUGCAACAGCAUAAGCUGCGUUUUUGACUGGGAUGAUCUUCUCUGCAUUUUAUACUUCUUCAUACCUCAAUUCAAGUAUAUGAAACUUUUCUAGUGAAAAAUGGUAAAAUGAAGCUUUCCGGGAAGUCUAUAUUUUGAAAAUACGUGAAAAACCUUUAAGGCAUAUCUCGUAUUCUUAAAAAGUCGUCCUCGUCCUUGAAUCUAAAGGUCUCUAUUUGCUGGGUAAUAACCAAUUUUUCUAAAUAUGAAAUAAUAUUUCUUUAAAGGUUCCCAUUGAUUUUCCGGCGGAGGGCUAUUCCGGUGUUGACGUAGACAGGUAUAUAUAUGAAGACUAUACACUUUUAUUUUUAUUCAUCCUAAAUAUUCCUCUCUCUUUGAUUUGCUUAAGUCCCACAGCUAGUUCUUCAUACUGAAUUAUAGUUGGUGAAAUUUGAAAGGUAUUUGUUUUUAUUUUGCGAUUGACAUCAACGGUAAAAUAUCAGAUAGGAUAUCAUCUGAGCUGUUUGCUGUGUUUGGUGGAGUUGUAAAAAAAUGGCGGACGAUUACACACCUUAUGCGUAGAUGAAAUAACCGAGACAGAACAUGAUAUAUAGCACUCAAAAACCAGACCACCAAGUUGAGAAAGUUGUAAUCGCUGAAGUCUAAGAUAGAAUCUUCAGCGGUUCUCGGAAAGUCAAUUUUUAAGAAGGAUAAACUCAUUCUCACCGAGAGAAAGUCCCAUUAUUCUUUAUUUCUCUGACAUUAUAUUGAAAUUUAUUUGGUGUGCGCAAUGCGUGGCGGUCGGGAAAAAUCGGAUGUGCUUAAGCAAGCGGCGAGGAGCCCGGUCAUUCUCAUAUCGUCGCGAUAUUUUUUUGGUGCUUUAAAACGAAAGCAAGAAACAAGUUUUGUGAUCUGGCUUAUCACUUUUGUUGUUUGGCACAAUCUAACCGCCAUGAUAAGCUAGCAAAAAAAUUAGUUCAUUCUCGCAAGGAGCCUAGUCUAAGGUAACCCUGUUCUCGCCCCAGACCCUCGAUCAUGUUUCUCUUUUCUAGGGGCACGAGUGUCUAGGGUGGAGAAUGUAGAUUUGCGAGUAGCUUUGCAACUGUUUUGUUUCUUAGAAAAGUUGUUAUUGGUGUUGUAUUUGCGUCUUUAGGGUGGACUUUGAGAAAUAUCCUGGACUUAUUGACGUGGAAUAUUACAUUGUGACUAUGCAGGCAGGGGAUUGUCUGUUCAUUCCCCAAAGAUGGUAAUUAUUCUAUUCACUUGAGACCUAGAAAAACUGGAUUUGAAAUAUAACGCCGAAUCAUUGCAUUGUCAGCCCGAAUCAUCUUUUCACGCAGUACAUUCGAACUACCGAGUGAUUUCGAGGGACAAACAAAACACUAAGAACAAUAAAAAACAAUUGAAAUAGGUAAUAAAAAUUAAGUUUUAGAGACUACAAUUUUGAGGGUGUCCUUACUUUUGGCCAGAGGAUAUUUUACAUUUUGAGCUGUUUUGGAUAAGGUGCCCAAUGAAUUCUGAUAGGUAUACAAAAAAAUAUUGUAGUCGUGAGAAUCGCAUAUUGCAAUCAUUGACAUUGCAGAAUUAAUGAAGAUUAUCCGAAAGUAUUGUUCACGCCAAUUUACGACCGUCUCGUGACAUUUUGCGAAAAAAAUAGGUACUAGUACCUACUUUAUUUGUUGCUGCCGUGUCCACACUAAUGCAUUUUCUUUGUCAUCGAAAACGCAUCGAACGAUUCGUGUCCAUGCGUGAUUCAUGCGAUCUCGACUGUCCACAAAACGGUAUAGAAUCGCUCGUUGUGACGUAAGUUGAACUCUUUGCGCAUGCUACAAACGUACGCGCCUGCGAUAUUUUCGGUCAUCCUUUUCACUCGAUACGUCUUCGACCGUCUACACUAAUACGAUAUGUAUGCAUUUCCGUUUUGAUCCACUUAGUUUCAAAAGCGUUUUCAAAUCGAUGCGUUUUCGAUGAAAACUCUCAGCAUAUUAGUGCGGACGGAAGGCCUAAACGCGUCGAAUUGUAUGCGUUUUCAAACGAAAACGCAUUAGUGUGCGCGGAGCCUAAGGCCACUCUUCUUUUACCCUAGACAAUGAUUUCACUGAAACUCGGCAACAACUAGCGAAUUUGUUGAUGCUGAGAAUGUCUAAAAACCUGACACUAUCAAUAUGAGUUUGUCUUCCUUUUGAAAGGUUUCAUCAAGUGCGGUCGUACGGACGAAACAUAGCUGUGAAUCUAUGGUGGCAUCAUUUUCCGAAGUUCAUACCACAGUACUGCGAUGGAAUGGAACCGAAUCAGACGCUAGAAAAGUUCAAUUUUACCUCACUUGAUGAGUUAAUGGAGUCAAGAGAACUUGACAUGUUGUAA